Paramecium tetraurelia is the source of this 216-nucleotide messenger RNA. RefSeq lists its product as uncharacterized. Lineage: Eukaryota; Ciliophora; Oligohymenophorea; Peniculida; Parameciidae. The transcript has a single exon. The record is from RefSeq and is a predicted model, not a curated record.
AUGAAUGAAGAAUUUAAUCUCUACGAAGAUGAAUUUCAGAAAUAUUCAAAAGCCCUAAUGUCCAAGUUUCAUCAAGCACCAACUGCUACACAAUAGGAUUAUAGAGAAGCUAUGGAAGAAAUUCAAUAAUUUGAAAAGAUCAUUGGAUGGAAUGUAAUUGUCCAUUGGCAAUCGCAGUGGUCCCCAAUUCACUAAACUCACAUAGUACAAGAGUGA